Staurois parvus is the source of this 372-nucleotide messenger RNA. The record is from the annotation of a GenBank genome assembly. NCBI's taxonomy places the organism in Eukaryota, Metazoa, Chordata, Amphibia, Anura, Ranidae.
AAUCACAGCGGCCUUUUACCACGUGAUCAGUCGUGUCCACCAGCAGUGCCACCCACCUGUACCCAGCAGUGCCCACCAGUGCCACCCAGCAGUGCCACCCACCUGUGCCCAGAAGUGCCACCUACCUGUGCCCAUCAGUGCUACCCACCUGUGCCCACCAGUGACACCCAGCAGUGCUGCCAGUCAGUGCAGCCCAGCAGUGCUGCCAGUCAGUUCCACCAGUCAGUGCGCAGCGGUUGUGCCAGUCAGUGCCCAGUAGUUGCGCCAGUCAAUGCCUAGCAGUGCUGCCAGUCAGUGUCCAGCAGUGAUGCCAGUCAGUGCCACCUAUUAGUGCUGUCUAUCAGUACCCAUCAUCAGUGCCGCCUAACAGUG